Messenger RNA from Sturnus vulgaris (Common starling), 5020 nucleotides. The record is from RefSeq and is a predicted model, not a curated record. NCBI's taxonomy places the organism in Eukaryota, Metazoa, Chordata, Aves, Passeriformes, Sturnidae.
CUGGCGUGUGCUUGGGUUUGCCCGUUUAGGAGUCAGAGUUACUUUUGCAGCGCAGCCAGGGCAUCAUCGGGCUGUAGCGGGAAAAUCGCUUUGGUUCCUCUACUCCGGCAGUCAGCGUUGUUUGCGUGUUCUUCCACCGUCUCCGCCGCCGUGCAGGUGGAGAGCAGGGAAUGUGAAGCAAGGAGGGAUGAAGUCAGGGGUGGUGGAGGUAUGGCAGCCGGGAGGGAGAGCUGAUACGUCCUAGAAGAGGCUUGAAAGGGAAAAGUUGGGUCCGGUGGGAGCUUAACAACUGGAAGGAGCAGGUUUGUGAAUGAAGUGUGACAGGACUUGAAGAACAGUUUGGGAUGAGAGGGGUUUGAGAAAAUUGAGUAUGUGGAAGUGUUACAGACAGAAGCAAAAGAGAGAGAUAGGUUGCGUGUAUGUUCUCUGUAGAAAUAAACACAUCCUUAGAUCCAGUUGUAUGCCAAGGCCCAAUUAGGAUUUUCAGCCUGCGUUGCACUGUUAGUACAUCUUGAAGUGACAUCUCGAUCUUAAUGUCCAAAAGCCAUUUUAUCAUCAUUAUUACUUUCCCUGUCACCACACUAUUUCUUCCAUUCCUGUGAGAGUUUAAAUUCCUUACCUGCUCCUGUGUCUCUUGACUGAAGCCUGUGCUGUGCCCUUGUUGCAGGAGUGACUUUGUCUAGGAUGUAAUAAGAUGCAGCAAAGAGGACCAAUGGUUGCUGGAGCAUUCUUUACUGUUUGGUAAAAAGGAAGUAAAUGCAGUGAUGAAUGCUUUAAUUUCAGCACUGAAAUUUUUUCAAGUGACCAUUACAAUUAGAUAUAAUCCAUAAACACACUCUCUCUCUGUAGACCCUAUAUAUUGCAGUGGCCUUUCAUUUUGUAUCAGGACAUAUGUAAUUACAACACUAAGUUAAUAUUUAAUUCUGAAAAGUAAGUUUAUAAAUGUAUGAAGAUUACUAGGUAUGUUUAUCAUUUAAGAAGAAAUGAUGGUAAAUAAGUAAUUUCCUCCAGAGCUGUGCUAUUUUUUAUCAGAAGAAUAGUUAUGGCAAACCAGCUGAUUUAUUCUGUGGCAGUGCAGAAUCUUGCUAGACAUCAUUUGCAUAGUUUGGGCCAAUUAAGUGGAAUGGUAUUUAAUUGCUGGAGUAAGCCAUAUAGUAUUUGCAGAGUCAGUGGUUUAAGUCUUAUGCAUUAAACAUCUCAUUUUUCCACUUCUGUUCACCUUCCAUUGUUCUUGGGCUACAAAGUCCUUUUUGAGAUGGUAGGAGUGAUAGACAUAAUACUGGAAUAUAGAGGUGUAGAGUCUGAGAAUGGUUUGGAUUGGAAGGGACCUUAAAAUUAAUCUAGUUCUUAAUAUAUUACAGAAGUUUUCUCCAUUUCUGCAUUAACACUACAUGCUUUUCACUUCCCUAAGUAAUUCAGUGUUUGGAAUCUCUGUUUCUCUUUCAUCUGCUGAAAUAGACAAAUGGUUUUGUGUCAGGAUUAAUAUGUAGUAAGCUGUGGAUAAGAGCAGCAGUAAACACAGAGUUUGUUUGGCAGCUCCUGAUAAAUACAUCAUUCUGUGUUGUUACUUUUUUGUUUCAUGUACUAGACAAUGCUGACAAUAUUUCCAUUAGCUUUCUAUAAACAUUAUUUUCCUUAACAUCUUAAGGGUAACCAUCUCAACUGAUAGUUACUAAACUGAGCUUGACUUAAGCAUGUUGUGGUUCACUAGGUGUCAUGAUAGCUCUACUUACCCAGACCAACUUUAUUUGAUUGUUUUAGGUUUACUUGGUUUUGUUUUAGAAAUACUAAAAAAAAAAACUAUCUUCUCCUGCUGCAAAUUAGUGGGGAAUUAUAAGGAGAUGGGAUGAAACAGUACAAAAGGAGUUUGUUAGAGCAUCUUGAACAGGUAAUCCCUGCAAAAAAAAUGAAAAGGUGUAGUGUUUUUGGGGUUACUCAUGUGCUAGUUAGAUGUGAUGGGUGGAGGAAUUAGUUGUAUUGUUGGAAAACAGGAUAUCAUGCAAAUCGAAACUUAUAUUAACAGUUCCUUCCAGUGUCUGGGAAGAUCGUUUGGGUCAAGUUAUGUUGUAGUGAAGAGGCUACUUGCAGCUUGCAACAUGAACUUUGGUUAAUUUAGGUCUCAUUAAUGCUGUUGGCUGGGGAGGAGGCAGAACUUGGAAGCCCUGCUUUGGAGAGGAGUGUUCCCCUGGUUCAAAGCUCUCCCAUAAGUUCUUUCUGAGGUUAUUUAUGCAAAUCUCAUCUCUUGAAAUCAGUGUCUAACAUACAUCUGAUCUGGUUUUAGGAUGAUUUCUCUCCAGAGUUUAUUUUUGAAUGGAAGUGUGCUCCUUCCCAGUAGAAGAUGGUGAUCCCAAUGUAUGAUCAUGGAGAAGGGGAUAAGUUCAGUAGAAGUGUUACCUUCCAAAUCAUCUCAGGUUACAGCUGUAAAAGUGGUGGUCAAAGAGCCCGAAACAAAGCAAACCCAAAGAGGGAAACGAGUGGGAUUUGUGCUUGUCCAUGCAGGUGCAGGUUAUCAUUCCGAAUCCAAAGCUAAAGAGUACAAGCAUGUGUGCAAAAGAGCCUGCCAGAAGGCAAUUGAAAAGCUACAGGCUGGUGCUCUUGCAACAGAUGCAGUGACUGCAGCACUUAUAGAACUAGAGGAUUCUCCUUUUACAAAUGCAGGAUUGGGAUCUAACCUAAACCUUCUGGGUGAGAUAGAAUGUGAUGCCAGUAUAAUGGAUGGAAAGUCAUUGAAUUUUGGAGCAGUUGGAGCACUGAGUGGAAUCAAGAAUCCGGUUUCGGUUGCAAAUAGAUUGUUGUGUGAAGGGCAGAAGGGGAAACUCUCUGCUGGCAGAAUUCCACCUUGCUUUUUAGUUGGUGAAGGAGCUUACAGAUGGGCAGUUGAUCACGGGAUACCAGCAUGUCCUCCAGGUAUCAUGGCUACAAGGUUUAGUUUAGCAGCUUUUAAGAGGAACAAGAGGAAGCUGGAGUUGGCCGAAAAGGUGGAAACAGAUCUCAUUCAACUAAAGAAAAGAAGACAAUCAAAUGAAAAGGAGAAUGACUCAGGAACAUUGGAUACAGUUGGUGCAGUUGUUGUUGACCAAGAAGGAAAUGUUGCUGCUGCUGUCUCCAGUGGUGGUUUAGCACUGAAGCAUCCUGGAAGAGUUGGUCAGGCAGCUCUUUAUGGUUGUGGCUGCUGGGCUGAAAAUACAGGAGCUCAUAACCCUUAUUCCACUGCUGUGAGUACUUCAGGUUGUGGAGAGCACCUUGUCCGGACCAUACUGGCCAGAGAAUGUUCAUGUGCUUUGCAAACAGAGGAUGCCCACCAAGCUCUCCUAGAGACUAUGCAAAACAAGUUUAUUGGUUCACCUUUUCUAGCCAAUGAAGAUGGUGUUCUUGGAGGUGUGAUAGUUCUCCGCUCCUGCAGGUGUUCAGCAGAGCCUGAAUCCUCACAGGAAAAGCCAACUUUACUAGUGGAAUUUCUGUGGAGCCAUACAACAGAGAGCAUGUGUGUUGGAUACAUGUCUGCACAGGAUGGCAAAGCUAAGACUCACAUUUCAAGACUUCCUCCUGGAGCUGUGGCAGGACAGUCUGUGGCAAUAGAAGGAGGAGUUUGCAGACUGGAGAGUCCAGAAAGCAGCUGAUUCUUCACUUCGUUGCAAAGAAUGUGAAUGACUUUUUGUACAAUAAGGGGUUUUUUUUUGUGUGUGUGUUUUAACAGAUGUUGGAAAUUCUGCUUUUGUUUUAUACUCCGUAUUGCAACCAUGUGCAACCAUAACUUGAGACAAGUGCUGCUGUAGUUUAUGUUCUCACUCUGUGAAUGGGGGUUGUGUGCAUGUUCAUUUUGUCCCACGAAUAAAAUAGGAACUCUCCCCAACUGUGCAAAGAUCAUGUAUGGUUAAUGAUUGAGUUUUCAUUUUUUUUUGCAUUGAAAAAUAAGCAAAAGUUAACCUAGUUUAAAGAUGCAGUCACAGUUGUCAUUCAUAUUCUAAAUUGAAAAGUAACGGGCCUUUGAAGUGGCUUUAUAAUUAUGCAAAAAAUGAUUAUGGUUUCUAAGUUUCUCAGUGGUUUAAGGAAAUCCAGAGGUGAUUUAAGCAUGAGUUGUUUUUUUCCUCUCCAAUAAGGAGGAAUUUUUUUUUGUUGUUCAAAGAAUGGUUUCAGUGAAACAAACUAGAGCAAAAUUAAAGCUCAAAUUGUUUUUAAAUAGUCUUAAAAGUCAUAUCUGUGUUCCCAAACCAAGAUGUUAAUAGCUCCAAGCUGUAUGUAUUGCAAAAAGCUAUAUGAAGAUAAUGUAUCGUUACGCAGUCUUUAUGUAUAAUGGAAUAUUACAUAAGUGUAAAUAAGAAAACAAAGUUUAUGGAAAGAUUCGAUAUUAUUCUUCACUUCUGCUUUAAAUCUAUUUUUAAGAGAGGUACAGAAAUGAACAUAUUACUGGAUGCAAAGUGCAAUGUGUAUUAAGUGGCUGGUAGGAGGUCUGAUGCUUUCGUGUUGCUAAAGCAGCUUCCUCAAGUCCAGCCACAGCAUGGGUAUUUAUAGAACUGUGUGUAAUAUGUAUGUACUGUGCAUAAAUUUACUGUAACUCUUUUGAUACCUUCAACAAACCUGCAGUGUAAAACAAUGUAAUCCUUGUCUGCCUUGUGAAGCAUUGGCAGCUGAACUGUCAUUUGUCACCACUUUGGAUAUGUGAGCUGGGUUGCCCAAGUCCUAAAAGCAAAUUCUGACGUGCAACCUUCCACUCAGUCCUUCUUCCUUCACAGCACUGGCAGCAAUAGAAGACUUUUGUAAUUGAUUCAUUGUCCUGAUAAGUAUGCCAAAGAGAAACUAAAAUAGUUCAUCUUUUUCCCUGGUGGAUAUUUGAUAAUUCUGUUUUCAGAAAUAGUGGAUGAAUAGAUAUUCAGACUGUAUUCGCUUAAUCAGGCAUUGUACUUGCCUGUUUUGUAAUGUUGUGCCUGCCUAUAACAGACAUACUUGACUGAUAAAAUGGUUAUAUUGAUUGUAGUAUCAAUCUUUCAUGGAAAAGAAUAAAAUUUUUUUAAUAGCCUGA